CUCAGCCUCCAGCGGUUGGUCCAGGGGUGAAGAUGGAUCCUGAGGCCGCUGUGGUCGCGUCCUUCCCGGGUCUGUGCUCCUGAUGUGCCCCCGGAGCUCCAGCCGCCAUGGCGCUCUGACCAACCCGGGACUCCAGCGCCUCCGCCCCGCGAACUGUGGCCGUCCGUGUAGCAUCUCCACACCCUCUCCACCCCUUCUUCCACCUCACAAACCCCAACGCGACGCCAGUGUUUUGGGGGGAGGACUAUUUCCGCAGCGUUUUUGCGUCAUUUUGGACUUGUGCGCACGAAUUCAACGAGUCCCCGCUCUGCAAAAUGAGUGAGCAGAGCAUUUGUCAGGCGCGAGCCUCAGUCAUGGUUUACGACGACACCAGUAAGAAAUGGGUCCCAAUCAAACCAGGACAACAAGGAUUCAGCCGCAUCAACAUCUACCACAACACUGCCAACAACACCUUCAGAGUGGUGGGAGUGAAGCUGCAGGACCAGCAGGUGGUCAUAAACUACUCCAUAGUGAAGGGGCUGAAGUAUAACCAGGCCACGCCCACUUUCCACCAGUGGCGAGACGCUCGUCAGGUCUACGGCCUCAACUUCGCCAGUAAAGAAGAAGCCACCACCUUCUCCAACGCCAUGAUGUUUGCCCUCAACGUCCUCAGCGCUCAGGACGGAGGUCCAGCCGUCCAGCGCCAGGUCCAGAAUGGUCCGAGCUCAGAGGAGAUUGAAGCCCAGAGAGCGAGGCAGAUGAUGGAGCAGCAGCAGCAGAUCCAGGCUCACAUGGAGCGAGAGCGACGCUCGUCCAACUCAGGUUCUCCCUUCCAGGGCCACCCCGCCGUGCUGUCUGUAGCGCCCCCUGUAGUCCCUCCGUGUAUGAACAUGGGCGGGGCUCCUCCUCCCCCGCCGCCUCCCCCGGGCCCGCCUCCCCCCACCGCGGCCCCCCAGCCCCCCCUCCCUCCCCCUCUGCCUCUGGGGGGCGGCCACGGAGACGAGUCCCCGGCGCCCACCGGACUGGCGGCCAUGAUCGCAGGGGCCAAACUCAGACGUGUCCAAAGAUCAGAGGAGAAUUCAUCGUCAGCUCCUAAAACUGAAGCGAACCGGACGAGCGGAGGAAGCGGCGGUCUGAUGGAGGAGAUGAACGCACUGUUGGCUCGGAGAAGGAAAGCAGCAGAAGACGGACAAAAUGAUGAUCCAAAUUCACCUUCACCCAGCACUCGUAGCGGACAAAACUCUACAGACGGUGUGAGGAAACCGUGGGACCGGGCCAACUCUGCCGACAGGUCCAUGGUGUCAAGGGCCAGAGCUGCCGGCAGCGGAGGAGACUCAGACGUAGACUUCGAUAGGAUGAAACAGGAAAUUUUGGAUGAAGUUUUCCGUGAGCUGCACAAAGUAAAGGAGGAAAUUAUCGAUGCUCUUAGACAUGAACUCACUCGGGUUAGCACGACAUAAUCUUUCGGAGCCACUGCCCCCGAAAAACAAAAAAAAAAAAAAAACCUUUUUCAAAAACGUGACCUGCUGCGGCGCUGUGGCCCUCGAGAAGAAGAAACGAACAAAAAGAAGAAAAGAAGAAGAAGAAGAGGAGUAAUACUGUGACAUCACC
Periophthalmus magnuspinnatus is the source of this 1590-nucleotide messenger RNA. RefSeq names its product Enah/Vasp-like b (gene evlb). The record is from RefSeq and is a predicted model, not a curated record. Gene Ontology annotation, molecular function: SH3 domain binding; actin binding; profilin binding. The transcript has 13 exons. Gene Ontology annotation, cellular component: cytoskeleton. Gene Ontology annotation, biological process: actin polymerization or depolymerization; protein homotetramerization; positive regulation of actin filament polymerization. The coding region runs from base 315 to 1439 and encodes 374 amino acids. NCBI's taxonomy places the organism in Eukaryota, Metazoa, Chordata, Actinopteri, Gobiiformes, Gobiidae.